UAGUGUUUAGUCUAUGAAUUUGCCUUUGCUCGAAUUUGCCAAGAAAUUUUCACCACCUAUUUAUAGCUUCUGCUUCUAACAACAAUGUAAAUCCUUGGAUUGGUUUGCAUUAGACCUAAAAUAUCACCUAACAAUAAUUAACAGGGCGAAAUAAAAAUAGGACAGCAUCAGCCAUUAAAAGCCACAUGAAGGAUUGAUUUUAACCAUUUAUUUUCAGCCCUUUUCUAGUGAUGGAUUCUGAAUCUUCACUAGAUGUAGAUUGUGAUUCUGUAUCUUUUCCUAAUAAUCCUAAUGAAUCUGUUGGAUGCCGUCAAUGCUGGAUUGGUUGUUAUGAUGAGCCUUCAGCCAGUGUCAAGCAGUGAAUCUGUAUUAUGAAAACCUGCCCACUGUGCAACUGUCAAAUUAAAUUAUACUUCAUCAAUUUUACUGAAAAAUUUUUGAUGUGCGAAAAUGAUGACUGUGAAUUUCCAUUUGGACAUGAAGACCUUCAGUUUGUGAAACUAGGAAAUGACUAUAAUGGAGAUGAUGACUUAUCUAGUGUAUUCAGUAGGAGCACUAGAGCAUCAUCUGUUGCCUGUAGCUCUGUAGUUUCCAAUAUAGCCUGGGGUGAAAUAGAAAAGAUGAAUAGGAUCUAUGAGUCUGAGGACAGUCAGCUAGAGACAAGGUUAUUGAACAGCUCAGCUGAUCGUGACCAUGUCCUCAUGAAAUCUCAAAAGGACAAAGAAAAUGAUGAAGAAUUGAAGAAGAAUAUCCAGAAUAUAACACAGUUGACAAAAGAGUUGAGAGAGGCAGAGAGUAAUGGCCCUCUCCGGCUACAAAACCAGAAGUGGAUUCAGAAUUUGAUGAGAGUUCAGGAGCUGUCUGGUGUGAAACUAUUGCGAGAAGAAGAAAUAGAAAGGCUUAAGAAGAAAGAGCCGGAGUUGGGUUUAGGAGAGUUGACAAUUGAUUUAGCUUCAAAAGAAGAUGAAAUGUCUUGUAUAAAAAUUAAAAUUGCUAAUAGAACAGAGAAACCCAAGGAACCUGAAAACUGAAUGUCUUUGCAAAAAUAAUUCACUGAGCUCUGUUAAAAAUAGAUAGAGAAAGCAAUUAUGGAUCUUAUCCUUGUUCAUUGAGAACAACAUCAUCACUGAAUAAAGGCAAACUUGCUGAGUUUGAUUUGUCGUCUAUCUGAUAACUGGUUUUGUUUUGAACCAGCAGUCACUAACUUAUUAAAAACAUUUAAGUUGAAAUAACUUGUAUUUGAUUUAGUAUAUUUUUUUAAUUCCAUUGUAUACAGCUUGUAGCCGAAAUAAAUCCAAUAUCCUAAAUACUAUUCACGA
Molecule: messenger RNA, 1319 nt
Organism: Bombyx mandarina (wild silkworm)
Lineage: Eukaryota; Metazoa; Arthropoda; Insecta; Lepidoptera; Bombycidae
Source: RefSeq, a predicted model, not a curated record